Messenger RNA from Helobdella robusta, 372 nucleotides. RefSeq lists its product as hypothetical. Bases 1 to 372 code for a protein of 123 amino acids. The transcript has 3 exons. NCBI's taxonomy places the organism in Eukaryota, Metazoa, Annelida, Clitellata, Rhynchobdellida, Glossiphoniidae. The record is from RefSeq and is a predicted model, not a curated record.
AUGAAAUAUGAUAGACACACAAGCACAUAUAAAGAUGGAGAGAAAGAUAGAGAAAAAAAAAGUAAGAGUUUUGACACCAUUAUCAUUUUAGUCAUCACUUCCGGUUACGUCAUCAACAACAACAACAACAACAAUAAUAAUAAUAACAAUAAUAACAAAAUCACGUGCAACAACAAGCUGACAAUCCAAUUAGUAUCCGAGAUUGAGUUCGACCUUAACUUUGUUACCAAAAACAACAACAAAAACUACAACGACGAAAGCAACAACAACAACAACAACAACAACAACAUCAACAACAACAACAACAUCAACUUCAUUAAUAAGAACAGACGCAGAACAAAAGAAAUAAGACUGGCCCGUAUGGACAAAUAA